AUGGAACGCUUUGUGGACCAUCUUGCGGAUCCCAUUUGGUAUAUCAUCCACACGGACGUGUUGGUGUCGUUCAAUAAGCUAGGACAAUCCAGACAGAGUGGUCGUCGAAUGAACCGACGGUCGUCGCGUGAUAUCCGUGUCACCUUUGCCACUUCACUAGGACAUCUCCAGAGUGGCAAGCUGCACUUUCAGCCGGAGAUAGUUGUCGUGGUUGCUGCCGUUGGAGUCAACACGAGCGGGCGGUAG
Molecule: messenger RNA, 246 nt
Organism: Phytophthora nicotianae INRA-310
Lineage: Eukaryota; Oomycota; Peronosporomycetes; Peronosporales; Peronosporaceae
Exons: 1
Coding region: 1-246 (81 amino acids)
Source: RefSeq, a predicted model, not a curated record